Molecule: messenger RNA, 1158 nt
Organism: Scedosporium apiospermum
Lineage: Eukaryota; Fungi; Ascomycota; Sordariomycetes; Microascales; Microascaceae
Exons: 4
Coding region: 1-1158 (385 amino acids)
Biological process (GO): actin filament bundle assembly; actin cortical patch localization
Cellular component (GO): actin cortical patch
Molecular function (GO): actin filament binding; phosphatidylinositol binding
Source: RefSeq, a predicted model, not a curated record
AUGGGUCUUCACAACCCUCUGCCGUCGUCGAUGGCAUCGGAAUGCAAGAAGUGUGGGAAGAUCUUAACGUCGUUCAUUGAUCCUAGACAAGCCUUUGGCCCCGAUAAGAUUAUUCCUCCUUCGGUCCUCGCCAAUGCCAAGGGCCUCGCAGUCCUCACAGUAAUCAAAGCCGGCUUCCUCGGCUCCGCCCGCUUCGGCAGCGGCCUCGUUGUCGCCCGCCUCCAUGACGGUACCUGGUCCGCCCCCUCCGCGAUCGCCACAGCCGGCGCCGGCUUCGGCGGCCAAAUCGGCCUCGAGCUCACCGACUUCGUCUUCAUCCUCAACGACGCCAGCGCAGUCAAGACCUUCGCCCAAGCCGGCUCCCUCACCCUCGGCGGUAACGUGUCCAUCGCCGCGGGACCUGUGGGCCGUAAUGCCGAAGCUGCCGGCGCCGCCUCGCUCAAGAGCGUCGCGGGUAUAUUCAGCUAUUCUAAGACCAAGGGUCUCUUCGCCGGCGUGUCUCUCGAAGGCUCCGCUAUCAUCGAACGUCGCGAUGCGAAUGAGAAGCUCUACGGGACGAGGUAUACGGCUCAGCAGCUCCUUAGCGGGACGGUUCGUCCGCCUCCGCAGGCGGCGCCUCUUAUGAAUGUUCUUGAAUCUCGCGUCUUUAGCGGUAUGCGCUCGGGGACCUCGGCGGCCGAUUCUAUGUACAACGACAUACCCGUGUACGAUAACCGCACCGACGACGUCGUCUGGAACGGGCGCAGGGGCAGCGCCUACGGCGAAGACAUGCCCCGGCGCAACUCGGGCGACUUCGGACGGAAUGCCGGCUCUGGCGCUUCCUGGCGGGAUAACGAUUACGAUAGGGACUUUGGCGCGCCGCAGAGGGCUAGUACCUACGCGCCCAGCGGGUCGCUCUCGUCGCCUACUUCCGCGGGAGCGCCGAGGCGGCCGGCGGCGCCGAAGCCGAAUUUCGCGAGUAAGCAGGCGCUGUUGAAGAAGAAUGAGGCGGUGGCGCUGUAUACGUUUGAGGCGGAUCAGCCGGGGGAUUUGAGUUUUAAGAAGGGGGAGAUUAUUACGGUGUUGAAGAAGACGGAUAGUGACAAUGACUGGUGGACUGGUAUGAUUGGGAACCGACAUGGGAUAUUCCCUAGCAACUACGUAAAGAUGAAGGAGUGA